Ectocarpus siliculosus is the source of this 2109-nucleotide messenger RNA. NCBI's taxonomy places the organism in Eukaryota, Phaeophyceae, Ectocarpales, Ectocarpaceae. The record is from the annotation of a GenBank genome assembly.
AUGGUCAAGGGCGACCCGAUCUACUCCCUCACCGCCAACAAGCACGGGCUGCACGUUCGCUUCAGCAACCUGGAGUCCAUCGAAGACUACCACGACGGCUUGGACAUGCCGCUGGACUGGGAUGCCGCCACCGGGGAGUGGGUGCACGUGGAGAUCAUCACCACCUUUGGACAGUCCAUGGAGGUGAACAUCUCUGGAGCCGUCAGCGGAAAGGCUGUCUGGCCGAGUGACCUCAAGCCCGUGGCCUGGCACCGCGACUCCGAAAUGGUCCGGAUGAAGCUGGGUCUCUACCACUCCAUUCACAAUGUUCAUGACCAGGAGGUCAUCUAUCAGGAUAUUUCGAUCGAGGGACCGAACGGCAUCAUCCGGACAAGCCCCCACGUCGACGACCCGACAAACACGUGCUCCGUCGAUUCCUCUGGGCAGUGCCAGCAGACAGACAUCACGUGCACAGCUCUCAGCGGCAACACCAUCGACUGGGAAUGCGUUUUCGGCUACGGUUCUUUGGUGGAGGUUGAGGCGCGGGGAGGGACAUUGACCUCGUGCUCUGCCGGCACGAAAGUAGAACCCUGCUCCAGGUUCAUCGUCCCCGAAGACAAAGAGCGCGCCGAAGUCUUGGUGCAGCAAGGCGUCGGGGGCUUCCAGUUCGCAAAGGGCGAGACCUACAUUUUCAAGUACAGCUUCAAAGCGAAGGACGGCAUGAAGGUUUCCGGGUCCUCCAGCCGGUUGGGCCAGAUGAAAGGCGUUUCGGGAGGCUUUCAGCUCUUGGGAAACCCCCUGUUCUCCGUCACGGCCAACAAUGACGGAAUCAACGUACGUUUCAACAACGAUGAAUCCGACAUUGUCGAGGGUAUGGACGAGUUCCUGAGCUGGGAGGACGCCACAGGAGAGUGGGUCAACGUCGAAAUCCAGACGACCUUCGGGAAGUCCAUGGAGGUCCACUUCUCGGGCGCGGUGGAGGGUAAGGCGGUGUGGCCUUCCAGCUACAAGCCCGUGGCCUGGAAUAACGACGCCGACACGAUGAUGUUCAAACUCGGACUUUACCACAUCAGGAACAAGGUGGCCGACGCGGAGGUGGAGUAUAAAAACAUCUCCAUCCAAGGACCCGCCGGAACAAUCAGGACUAGCGCCUUAGGCGUCAAAAACCACGGCAGUCCCGAGGGAGUUAUGUACCUCGGAUGCGUGAAGGACAGCCGCGACGACCGCCUUCUGGAUAGCGUAUACCGGAGCAGCGACUUGACGACCGAGAUGUGCGCCACGUACUGCGAGGGCGACGACUUUUUCGGGAUGCAGUACGGCUCAGAGUGCUGGUGCGGAUCUACAGAUGAGAAGGACGACGAAGACCUCUUCCGCCACGGCUCGACCACCUGUGAAUACCCUUGCGCUGGAGACGAAGAGCAAACCUGUGGCGGCUACUGGGCCAUAUCGUUGUACGAGUACGGCAGCGCUCUCGCAACCGACAUCCCGGAGGGAUCAAGGUACCUUGGCUGCUACAGCGACCAUCGCUUCGAACGUGCUCUGUCCCUGAAGCUCACGACGAGCAACGACAUGACACACGAGUGGUGCAUGGAUUUCUGUUCCGAGUUCAACGCCAAGUACUUCGCCGUCCAGUGGGGGAGAGAGGGACGGCCCCAAAACGUCUCCGUGGCGAUGACAAACCACUGUUUGCGUUCGUCGAGGACUGCACGGGCUUCACUACGCACGAAGUGAGUACGCGUACAUUCAUGUAAUUUUGUUUGUCCAAACAUUAACAAACCGUUCCGGUCUCUGCUUAGUCCCUCCACACAUCCUUACCGACCCAACGACACGGACGCAGUCCGUGGUCACAGACCCAACUACCGAAAAAAGGGCACACACUUCAACUUCCGAAAAAAGGGUACACACACGUCAGCUACCCCAAAAAGGUACACACUUCAACAACCCCAACAAGGGUACACACUUCAACAACCCCCCAAAGGGUAUACACUUCAACUCCGGAAAAAAGGAUACACACUCCAGCUACUACCCAAAAAAGGCACACACUUCAACAACCCCAAAAAGGGUACACGCUUCAAAAACAACCCAAAAAAGGGUGCACACUUCUGGCACGUGGAAUCAGAAAUCACCAAU